AUGUCGACCGAGUACGAAGAAACCUGCAGGCAUCCUGAGUAUUGGUUCUCGGAUGGCUCUCUCGUCCUGCGCGCCCAUUCUACGCUCUUCCGUGUGCACCAAUCUCAGCUCUGUCGAAAGUCUACGUUCUUCCGAGAUCUGUUCUCUCUUCCACAACCCAAUCCACCACUACCGGAAACUGAGGCUAUCGAGGGGUGCCCAGUUCUCGACCUCCACGACCCACCCGCAGAUGUCGCAAGCCUGCUGAAAGCGAUUUAUGAUGGUCCGAGUUUUGACGACAAUGGCCGCGAUGACUUUGUCGCCGUAUCGGGUUUCCUGCGAAUUGCAAACAAAUAUUUGAUCGAAGAGCCCAUACGCGGAAAGGUACUAGCACACCUUCGCAUCGCUUGGCCCUCCACACUGGACGCCUGGGAUGCGCGCGAAGACCUCGCGCGAAUACACGAGGUCGAGACCGGCAUGCUCAAGGGUCACCGGUUCGCCAACCCCAUCGCCGUUAUCGCCCUCGCGCGCGAGAUCGGCGCGGACGACCUGCUGCCCGCCGCGUUUUACGAUCUCUCGCGCUACAGCUACGCGCAGAUCUUCGAGCCGAGCCUGGGGGACCCCUUCCACCCAGACGCCUCCCCGCACCCACACCCGCACUCGCACAUCCUCGCACCCGACGACAUGCAGCGGCUCGCUCUCGGGAAAGAGACUGCACAGCACGCGAUCACCGCGCUCAUCCAGAACAUGGAGUACGCUUCCUCAGAGGCCUCGCGCCACCGCCAAUGGCCACGGCAGCCAGCCCAGCCGUGCACCGCGCAUCGCCGCUCGCGGUCUGCGACGAACGCGGCCAUCGUGUGCGUCACUCCCGCGGCGUGCCGGAGGGACCUGUCCGAGUUGGUCGAUCUCGCGAAGCAGCACUACCUCAUGGACCGCGAGCGCGGGUGUGCGGAUCCGUUAUACGUCGCUGAGGAGCUUGGGCAGCUCAAGAGCGCAGAGUUCUCGGACUGCGUCGCGUGCGCGCGCGACUUGGAGGCGUGGGCGGCGCGGGAGCGCGAGCGGCUGUGGAGGGCGAUUCCGGAUUGGUUCAGGCUCAGACGGUGAGACGGACGGGAGGAUAGUGGGAUAGGAACGACGUGUAUCAAUGGCAUGGAUAUGUAUUUUUCUUGUGCUGUAUGUAUGGUAAUUACGUAGGGAGUAUGAUUGUAACUGGUCGAGAAGGACGUCAUGACGCAGGACCUGCCUUUAAGAUAAAAAAGUAAGGUAGCUGGGUAUACGAGCAUAUUACAUACUGGUGUCGGGGUAAGGUAACAUGGAGUAGAGAGGAAAGGGGAACCAUAAGGUAUAAAACAGAACAUAAGGGAGUAGUGAACGAAGAUGUCGAAAGAGCAAUAGCAAUAAGUUACAAAUCGGCCCCAAAGCAACCAGGGGACCAGGCGGUUACGUAGCGAGCUCAGCCGCGGUACGCAAUCGCCCUCACCGCAUGCAUCCCCUCGUGCCGGACGUGGGUUGCGCCGGACUUCCGAUUCAGGCCGUGUUGCGCCUCAUGUCCGGGGACGUAGCUUCGAGGGGACUGCGCGAACUAUCUCUUUGCGAGGCGGGCGAGUCAGUCUGCGACAGGUCUCGCCCCGCACCUCCGCGCGCCCGCAUCGGGCUCCCAGCAGCCGCACGGGUCGGCGUACGCCGGACGUCCCAAGGACUGGCGGCGCGCUGCUGGAUGGGGGUGCCGAGCCUCUGGAGAAGCACAGACCCUCGCCUCGCGCGCGGAGAGCAGCGUCGAGGGCUGCCCCGUGGUGUAGACGGCGAGACGCUGCGGAACGCGGUGGGCGAGUGCACGCGAUGCUCGACGGGCAUUUUGUGUGCGUG
Molecule: messenger RNA, 1845 nt
Organism: Trametes versicolor FP-101664 SS1
Lineage: Eukaryota; Fungi; Basidiomycota; Agaricomycetes; Polyporales; Polyporaceae
Exons: 3
Coding region: 1-1083 (360 amino acids)
Molecular function (GO): protein binding
Source: RefSeq, a predicted model, not a curated record